Messenger RNA from Closterium sp. Yama58-4, 1182 nucleotides. The record is from the annotation of a GenBank genome assembly. NCBI's taxonomy places the organism in Eukaryota, Viridiplantae, Streptophyta, Zygnematophyceae, Desmidiales, Closteriaceae.
AUGCGCAUCGACUGGAACGCGCGCAUCGCCGCAAUGAGCGGCGAGAAACGUGGCGGCGGUGCCGACGCGGCUGCAGGUCCAGCUACUGGUUCCGACGCUUCGGCAGCGGCUGAAGCGGAAUGUACUACUGCUAAGACUAACUUAUCGUCUGCAACGGAGGCGACGGAAGGAGAGAUAGCGUUUGCGAUUAUAGAGGAGGGAUUUGCCCUUGCGGGAGCGUUCAAUCUCGCGGAUUACGUGCCGUGGCUGAGCUACUGGGACCCGCUGCGCAUGUAUGCGCGCGCGCAGCGCCUCGCGCCGCAGCUGUUCGGACUCAUGGGCGCGUGCAUCGCGGAGCGACGCCAACUCCUGCUGUGGAAGAAAUGUUCCUCAAACGAAGGAAACGUGACUUUGGAGGAAGAAACCACUCUUGUGGAUACAUUGUUCGAGAUUGAAGGGGAGGGAGAGGAUGAGAUGAAUCAGGACGAGAUGCUGAUGCUCGCGAUUGAUAUGAUGAUGGCCGGGACAGAUACCACCGCCAAAACCGUGGAGUGGGCGCUAGCUGAGCUGGCACAGCACGCUGACAUGCUGGAAAGGCUGCGCGCUGAGGUGGAUGAAGCUUAUGACAGGUCAGCAAGGGCAGCCACGGAAACUGGGGUGGCUGCAGCAGGAGGUUCGGAUCGUCUGGUUUCCCUUCCUGUAGCAGAAAUGCCGUAUCUACAGGCUGUCAUCAAAGAAACACUUAGGCAUUACCCUGUCGCUCCGUUCCUCGUUCCCCACCAGACAACUGACAGCGUAACUAUAGGGGGUUACCACAUCCCUCCCAACACCAUGAUUCAAAUCAACGGCUGGGCUCUUUCGCACGAUCCAACGGUCUGGAUCAACCCGCACAAAUUUGAUCCCUCCAGGUUCCUUGUCCCUGAAGCCCCUGACGUGACCGGGCAAAAUUUCAGCUUGCUGCCCUUCGGUUCGGGCAGGCGAGGGUGCCUGGGGAUGAACCUGGGAUUGGACCUGUCUGCCCGCCUGCUGGCGAAUUUUGUUCGGCGGUUUGAUUUCAAGCUGCCAGAGGAUGUGAGGGCAGCUGGGGGGCUGGACAUGACGGAAAAUUUUGGGCUGACCAUGUCUCUGGCUAAACCGCUGAGGAUUAUGGUGAGGGAGAGAAAGGCAGUGCCAGGUGCGGUGGUUUCUGCUUCAGGAGCAUGA